CCCAGCGAAUAAUGGGGUUGAAGGUGCUCUGCUGCAUGGUUACUCUCUGCAUAUUCCUUCGUCAAGGUUCCACUGAACGACCCACUGCUUGUUCAGACCACAAGUCACCACUCGACAUCUUCUCUGACACUCUAGUGAAACGUCUGUUGGAGCUCUUCAGUGUCACUACAGACAUUGAGGACACUGAGGACACUGAAGGCACUGAGGACAGGGUCAGUGUACCAGACGGGCAGAAGUGCCCUGCGGGAACCUUUUACAAUGCUAUUUCUAAAGAAUGUGAACCGUGUUCACCUGGCUCCUUCAGCAAAGCAAAUGCAAACGUAUGCACUCCAUGUCCUGAAGGAACUUACAAUAACAGAAAAGGACUAAGGCGCUGUUUUCCUUGCGAGGCUGGAACAUUCGCAAACAAGACAGGAUCAAGGGUAUGUGUGGAAUGUGCCCCUGGAACAUUCACUGACGCAACUAAAUCCGCCAGCUGCACCCCAUGCAGAGCCGGGCAGUACAGUGGUCCAGGAGCAACUACAUGCACUGCAAGUGGUCCAGACACACAUCCUGAUGAACCAAAACAGCAAUGUAUAACUGAUCCUAUUUGUUACCCGGGAGAGUACAGGGACGUUGACGGUAGCUGUGCUGGUUGUCCCGCUGGAUCUUUCAGCACUGAAGUUAACUCCACAACCUGUACCCCCUGUCCAGUAGGUCACUACAACUCCCGGACUAACCAGACAUCCUGUCUGGAGUGUUCACCUGGCACCUUCUCAGAUACCCCAGGUUCGGAGAUCUGUGAGGGCUGCAGAGCAGGACAAUACAAUGCAGACACUGCUUCAGAUAGCUGUUCCAACUGCAUUGCAGGAACCUACUCCACUGAGAACGCUUCCUCGUGUGUACCAUGUCCUGGAGGAACAUUCAGCCCUGUCAGCGGUUCUGAGAUAUGUACUGAUUGUGAUGCUGGGAGUUUUUCACGUAACGGUUCCACGACUUGUACCGUGUGUGUACCAGGAACUUUCUCUGGAAGACCAGGCUCGACUUCUUGUGAACCAUGUGCAGCAGGUUCAUCGCAGGACAAACCAGGACAAACACUUUGUUCGUUGUGUUCCCCCGGGACUUCAACCAAAGGUUGGACAGCGCGAAGUCACUGUUUCUCUUGUAGUCCUGGACAGUUUGCAAGUGGUAUGGGGUGGGCAAGCUGUGGAUACUGUCCCCCUGGUUCCUCCACCAACAAACUCUCCGGGUCUAUCUCCUGCUCUCUCUGUAUCCCUGGUUAUUUUAGCAGUGUAGCCGGCUCACCGGGGUGUCAAGGUUGUCCUGUGGGUCAGUUUAACGAUAGGCGGGGAUCAGCUAGUUGUGCCACGUGUAACGCUGGCUCCUCUACUGGGUCUUCUCAGGGUUCAACUAACUGUACGCUGUGUCCAGCUGGACACUUUGCAGAAAGUGAGGGCUCCCCUUUGUGUGAACAGUGUAAACCAGGCUCAUACCAGGACCAGACAGGACAGACUGGGUGUAAUCUCUGUGGGAGGGGUACUUAUCAGGAAAAGAGGGGAGGUGUACAGUGCACUUUCUGUGCUAACAACAGAACCUACACCACCUACUCAACUGGCUCAACUUCUGGGGACGAUUGCAAGGGUCCAUUGCUUAAUUAUACUGUGGCUGGAAAAUUAAAUCAGUUGAGAGACGUGAGUAAUGUCACAGUAUGGCACUCAUCAACCAUCUUGCUGUCGGCAGUCAGUGGGGAUUGGGUUGUCAGGAAUCCAGAACAUCCUUAUACUAAAUUCCUCAUCAUAAAGCAGGGAGAAAUGAAGUUUAGUCCAGAAGGCAUUAAAGAGGUGAUAUUAGAACCGAUGAUGACGAACAUAUUCUGCUACAAAGAUACUGAGGGUCAUGGAGUCUACUUCAGUGGUUACCAGAACAAGGACGUUAAAGGAAGAGAGUGUGAGGGACCGUGUCGUAACACUGAAGGACUGGAAAUAGGACCACAUUGUCAGGUUAACAACGAGACCUCCCCCUGUGGACUACCCCGGUGUGUUUGGGACGUUCAGUGCUCCGCUGGAGAUGGAACCGGUUAUAGAGGUUUGGUAAACUCUGCUAAGGUAGAGGGUAAUAAUACCAUCCCAUGUCAAGCCUGGAACAAAGACUACCCCCACGUCCACACAUACUACCAUCCUACUUCAUACAACACAGCAACAUAUGGGCUAGGAAAACACAGCUUCUGCAGGAACCCGGACCCAGGGAAGAGUGUGGAACCCUGGUGUUACACUACCGACUACUGGAUCAGAUACGGUCCUUGUUUCUUGCCUGCUUGUGACACCACCUUCCAGUACUUCCAACUCUAGGAAUGUGUGCUCUUGCUGAGAGUUGGGACACUGGCUGUUCAACUGUUCAACAACUACUGUAUCAUGUAAAUAAUUAACAUUGUAUCAGAUAAGGUGCAUCUAAUGCACUUACCUUAUCAGACAUCAUUGGGCAGACAUAACGUGGAACUGAGCCCUUAUAUCUGAUAAGGUAGCUACUGUCUUAAUGGAUUUGAUGCUGACAGAAGAAAUAGUCUAUCUAAAUUGUAAUGGAACUAUUUUUCAUUGUAUAAUUUGCGAUUUUGUGACAUGAUCUGUUCAUUUAAUCAUAAAUUAAUAUUUUUUAAAGGUUAAAUACGUUGGUAACCAAGAAGCUGACUUGAUAUUAGUAGCAGUAGCAAAUGAGUGGUCUGUAAGUGUGAUAUCACCCGGACACUAUCACUUCCUGUGUCGGAUGUUAAAGCACCGUGCCACUGUAACAUUACCAGCAGGUGAUAACUACUAACUAGCCCUGUGACGUGAUUGCAAGAUAUGGCGUUUCGAUAAAGUCCGGGGAAGCAGACAGCGUUUUGCUGCCGUUUUUGUUUGGUACUUGACAAGAAAAUUGUGAUGUUGUUUAUUGUUCGUGUAAAAAGUUGUUG
Molecule: messenger RNA, 2926 nt
Organism: Bolinopsis microptera
Lineage: Eukaryota; Metazoa; Ctenophora; Tentaculata; Lobata; Bolinopsidae
Product: major surface trophozoite antigen 11-like
Exons: 5
Coding region: 12-2327 (771 amino acids)
Molecular function (GO): protein binding
Source: RefSeq, a predicted model, not a curated record